Mercurialis annua (annual mercury) is the source of this 1350-nucleotide messenger RNA. RefSeq lists its product as uncharacterized. The transcript is spliced from 4 exons. Lineage: Eukaryota; Viridiplantae; Streptophyta; Magnoliopsida; Malpighiales; Euphorbiaceae. Bases 1 to 1314 code for a protein of 437 amino acids. Gene Ontology annotation, molecular function: DNA binding. The record is from RefSeq and is a predicted model, not a curated record.
AUGCCUUCGAAAAAGCCGCUGCCAGUGAAGUUCUUGAUACAUGUAGACCGACGUUGCAUGCAAAAGAAAAGGCUGAUGCUUCCAUUUUUUACAAGGAGUUUUCGCAAGGAAUUUAGAAGCUGUAAAUUUGCUACACUUGGUUUUCCAAAUGGGUUUUCAGUGAGAGUUGGAUUAUCAAAUAUGAAGAAUCGAAAGGCUCGCAUUGACAUUGCUAAACUGGUGGAACUUGGUUAUAUACAUAAAGGGUUCAUUAUGGGAUUCACAUACAAAGGUGUCUCAUUUUUUAAAGUUGCCGUAUUUGAUCCUUCUCAAGCUUUUCUUCAAAUUGAAUACCCAUGCAAUGUUACCAAAUUUAGUAAGCAACAUUUCAGCCAUAAACAGACUCGGUUCUGUAACAAUGAGGAGACUGAUGAUGAUCAAGAAACUACAUCUGAUGAUGAUGAUGAUGAUCAAGAAACUUCAGACGGUGAUGAUGAUGAUGAAGAUAGAAAAGGUUUCUUAAAGAAGAAAAAUAAGUUUAAGUCUUCGGUGGGUCAAAGAACUAACAAAGAUGGCAAAAGAGUUGCUACUCGUGAUGAUUAUCGAUCACCAAAUAUCAUGAAGAGCAACCGCAAAAAGGCUACUACGAAAAAUGGUUCAAAUGACGAUGACCAAGAAUUUACAAGUGAUGAUGAUGAUGAUCAAGAACCUAUAGGUGGUGAUGAAGAUAGGAAGAAAUCUUCGAAAAGGAAAAAUAAGUUUAGAUCUUACAUGAAUCAAAGAACUAAGAAACAUGGCAAAAGAGUUGCUGCUGGUGAUGAUUAUGUGAAGUGCAAGCGAAAAAAGUCUAUAGGUAUGGAAAAAAAGUGCAAGAUUGAAAAAGAGGAAACAGAUUCAGAUGAAAAUGAAUCUUCAGCAUGUGAAAAAGAAGCAGAACUCAUAGUCUCGAAAAAUUUCGAGAGCAUCUACUUAAAUUUGUCUCCGGAAAGCAAGAGGGCAGUAGACGCAGCGAAAAGAUACAAGCGAACAAGUCCUGCUUUCAUGACCGUCAUCAGAACGCUACAGAAUAAGUGUAGCUUGUACAUACCUGCUGAAUUUUACAACAAGUAUAUGUACAAGAUUUCUAGAGACAACGUGAGGAUUCAAACAUCUGAUGGAAAAGGAGGUCGAAAGGAGUGGUUAGUUAGAAUAUGCCGGAGAGAGCAGGGGAUAAUUUUCACCCAAGGGUUGGGUCGCUUUUCGAAAGACAAUGGUCUGUCCGUGGGCGAUGCGUGUGUUUUUGAGCUGAUUGAUUCCAAGAAUUUUGUGUUUAAAGCUUCAAUAUUUGAUGCAUGAGUCUAUGAAUCAGAUUACAAAGUUGUACUGGAAGCA